AUGGCUCUCGAAAUCGACAGAGAAUGCUGGAAACGCUGGGAGCCAGUCAUCAAGAGACUCGCUGCAACUCACGGCUUUCCCGCCGCCAACCUUUCGCAGCUCACGAAUCUUCUUCGUCUGUUUAAUGGCGAAGGAAGCACAUUCAGAAUCACGGGUGACCGUUGGCGAUUCAUCAUUGAUGCCACGCGCCAAGACAAAUACAUCGUCAAAAUCAUCGCCAUCACUGUCAUCGCACGUCACAACGAGGAUGAGCGCCGCAAUGGAGUUGUUAUUGCCAGAGCAUGCAACCUUCAUCCAAGUUCGGAGCGCGAAGAGCUUCCAGGGGCUCCGCAUUUGAAGUGGUAUCCGGUUACAAGUGGCGGCGAAGUUUACCAACACUGUUGCGCCAAGGAGUGUACCGGCCCUGACAGGUCGACACCGACGUCACGAGGAACUUGGGAAACGUCUCGACUCCGCAUCGUCCAGAAAGCUUACGAGCAGGAGUUGCUGGUCUUGCGAGAACUUCACAGGGAAGCCGCAGCAAAUGCAUCGCCAGCUUUUCAAGGCCAGGAGCAGAGCACUGAACUCUCGGGUGCAAACAAUGAGCCACAGCAUGCCAUGAGGAAGCACAAAAGUUAUGCGAAAAUCGACAGCUAUGAUCGAGAGAAGUUGCUGCAUCUUGCGGAGGGUCUCAUUGACGAGACAGGGUCACUGCGUCAUGAACUGCGAGUGGUGAAUGCGGAAACCGAAACGCUCCGGGCAAGAAACAUUCAACUGGACAAGGAGAACGCCAUGAAGUCCACCACAAUUGGGAGCAUGAGAGCGGACCUAAAGCGCCGUUGCGUUCAGAUGGAAAAGAUGACGAAGGAGGACACCGUGAAAGACGCGACAAUUGAGAACCAGAGGCAUCGUAUCAAGAGUCUCCGCGAGAAGAAUAAGAAGCUCGAGACUGAGGUCAACAAGCGCACAGAGCUGGCCACUCUCAACGAGCAGCUUGAGGCUGGGAGAGCCACUCUGAUUGAGCGACAAGAGGAUCUCACAGGCGAACGAGACGCUCUCAUUGAACGCAAACAAUCUCUUGCGGACAGCAAUGCUGAUCUUGAGGCGAAGAUGGCGAAGAUGGAGCGAAAGAAGGCGCGCAUGGACAGCAAGUUCAGUAGACUCAACGCCAAGCUCCAGUCCCAAAGUGAACACAUCGAAACACUGACGACGGCAAAUGACGAAGUCAGAGAAACGGUCGAAAAGAUGAACGAAUCAACGGCAAAGCUUGAGAGCGAAAAGGCGGAGGCAAUCAAGGUCAGCGAAGGACUCGAGAAGCAGCUCACAGAACUGUAUACCAUGCUCCAUCAGAGUCACACCAAGGUCGAGCAGCUGCAGCGCGACAUUGAAUUGGAAGUUGUACACAAGGGACGCACCCAAGCUGCUCUCAACAAAGCCCAACAGGAUCUACAGCAUCGCUCUACAGCGCAGUCUAACAGGAUCCAGCAGCUCGAGAGGGACGUCAGUGACAAGCACGCCUUUACCCAAAGUCUUCAGAGCGAAAUCUUGUGCCUUCAACAGCGAUCGCAGGGUGCCCAGCACAGCCCGCGCCAUGGCUACGGAGCUCAUCGCGAGCCACUUGUAUCCGCACACAAACUACAGUAUCAGCGGGAGAUCUCCCGCCAAGCCAACGAGAAAGCAAGCGACAUGGAGAGCAAGCUUGAAGCGAUGAAGCUGGCCAUGGAAGCUAUGAAAUCCGAGGUGCAGACCGAGAAGGCGGAGUUGAACGCCCAAAAGGCAGAGACGAAUGCGAAGAAGGCCGAGGUAGAGGCGCUGGCGAAGAAGUGCGCCGAGAGAAUGAAUGCCGCUAAUGCAAAGGAGUCGUACACGAUGAGCUUGGAGAAGCAGCUGGAGGAGAUGAGAGGCAACAUGGAGGGCAUGCUCGGACGCGUAUCGGUCUAUCAGGGCAAGAAGCGUCGCAGAACGGAGGGACCAGAUUUUCAGCUGUGA
Colletotrichum costaricense is the source of this 1968-nucleotide messenger RNA. RefSeq lists its product as uncharacterized. Bases 1 to 1968 code for a protein of 655 amino acids. Lineage: Eukaryota; Fungi; Ascomycota; Sordariomycetes; Glomerellales; Glomerellaceae. The record is from RefSeq and is a predicted model, not a curated record. The transcript has a single exon.